CAUGGCUGAAGCGUCCAUUUUAAUCCACAGAAGCAGCGUCCAUUUAAGUCCACAGAAGCAGCGUCCUGGUUCCAGUGGAAACUGAAGAUGAGACACGCCGUCCUUCUACUGGCUCUCAUAUGUGCCUGUGAUGCCCUAACGUUCGGUCAGUUGUGCAGCAGUUAUCCUACCAACACACCGCGGACUUCGGACAUCCAUGGACAAGGACACUUUGGCGCCAGACGAACCUAUGGCUCCCAUGAGGGUAUCGACAUUACCUGCAAUGACGGUGACACCGUCUAUGCCCCCUUUGACCUGACUGUGGUCAGAGGACUGAUCGUCUACUCCGGCGGGCGGAACGCCGCCAUCAACAAGGGCAUCGUAAUCCAAGCAAGCGGUCUGUGUUUCAAACUGUUCUACGUGGACCCGGUCCAAACCUCUGGCUCGCUGAAGAAGGGCGAUGUCCUGGGAACCAUGAUGCCCAUGCAGGAGGUUUACCCAGGGAUCACCUCGCACGUCCAUGUUAUGUUGUGUGACAAGACCGACCCAACGGGAUACUUCUGACAGACACCAGAACCAGAACCCUUCAGUCUUGAAAGAGUCACAUAUUUGCAGGUUCUAUGGCAUCUGUUCUAAAUAGGAUAGAAUGUUUAACAAGAAAACCCAAACCACAGCGUUGGUGGGAACAUCUGUGUACGAACAUCUGACAAAUCUGUAAGUGAUGAUCAAUAAAUAAACAGUUCCAGUGUCCCUGAA
Sphaeramia orbicularis (orbiculate cardinalfish) is the source of this 735-nucleotide messenger RNA. RefSeq names its product leukocyte cell-derived chemotaxin-2-like. Bases 88 to 543 code for a protein of 151 amino acids. NCBI's taxonomy places the organism in Eukaryota, Metazoa, Chordata, Actinopteri, Kurtiformes, Apogonidae. The transcript has 4 exons. The record is from RefSeq and is a predicted model, not a curated record.